AUGUCCAUCAUCAAUGAUAUUCCUCAGCUGGAUGGUGUCUACAUCUUCAAUGAUAUUGAAACCCUACAUGAAGAAUGGACAAAAAAAUGGCAAAAAAUCAAAAGCGUUCAUACCAACAUUGAUGACAUAUGUCAAGGAUUACAAUUGGAUAUUAAACAAUAUCAUCAAGACUCGAUAGCUAUGAGUUUUAUCACAGCGGAUGAAAUGGCUUCAACUGAUAAUUUGAAUCAGUUGGAACCAACAUUUAUGUACACCCAAAUAUUCAAGGAUAUUCUUCUCGAUAUGGAACAUGGUGAACAGGCCAUCAAAAAUUUUAUUGCUUAUUGUCGAGAUUACGACUGCGUGUCGCUAACCAUUAUAAACCGUUUUGAGAAAGAGUACCAUGAUCAAUUAGCUAUAUUGUGGUAUACUUUCCCAUCCAAUAUCUAUGGUAUGCUCAACUAUGCUCUUCGAACACUGGAUGCCAAUAUAAUCAUUAAUAUGGGCUUCUUUCUACGUGAUGUACAUAAGCAGAUUCAACAGCUGUACGAGCAACAGGUCAGCAUUUAUGGUAGAGAAACUUUUAUGGUUUAUCGAGGACAAGGUCUUAUGCAAUCAGACUUUGAAAAGCUUCAGAAAACAAAAGGUGGAUUAAUGUCAUUUAGCAAUUUCGUAUCUACCAGUACAAAUAAAGAAGUGUCCCUUGGUUUUGCUCAACCUGCUUCAACAGAACCAAAUAAGGUCGGUAUUCUUUUUAUAAUGUCGAUUGAUCCUUGUAUUAAAUCCGCACCAUUUGCCUCCAUCAAAGAGAUGAGUUAUUAUAAGGAUGAAGAUGAAGUUCUGUUCUCAAUGAACACUGUCUUUCGAGUGGGUGCAAUUAAACAAAUAGAUAAUAUCAAUCAACUUUAUCAAGUUGAACUACAAUUAACAUCGGAUGAUGACCAACAACUACGAUUACUUACUGAUCGGAUACGAGAAGAAGCUGGUGGUAAUACUGGAUGGGAAAGAUUGGGCAAAUUAUUGAUUACAGUUGGUCAAUUUAAUAAAGCUGAAGAACUCUAUAAUGUAUUACUCAAACAGACAUCUGAUCAGGGUGAAAAAGCGUUUUAUUAUAAUCAGCUUGGUGGUGUCCAUUUGAAUCAACGUGAUUAUGAAAAGGCUAUUUGGUAUAACGAAAAAGGACUUGAAAUUUGUCAAAAAACUCUCCCUUCAAAUCAUCCUUCUUUGGCUACUUCAUACAACAACAUCGGUUUGGCGUAUCACUGCAUGGGAGAGUACCCGAAAGCACUUUCAUCUCACGCAAAAGCACAUGAAAUGUAUAAAAAAACUCUUCCUUCAAAUCAUCCUUCUUUGGCGCAGUCAUACAACAACAUCGCUGCUGUUUAUGAUAGCAUGAAGGAGUACUCGAAUGCACUUUCAUUACACGAAAAAGCAGUUGAAAUUCGACAAAAAAGUCUUCCUUCAAAUCAUCCUGAUUUGGCUGCUUCAUACAACAACAUCGGUGGUGUGUAUGACAACAUGGGAGAGUACACGAAAGCACUUUCAUUUUACGAAAAAGACCUUGGAAUUAAAAAAAAAAGUCUUCCUUCAAAUCAUCCUCAUUUGGCUACUUCAUACAAC
This is a messenger RNA of Adineta steineri, 1599 nucleotides long. Lineage: Eukaryota; Metazoa; Rotifera; Eurotatoria; Adinetida; Adinetidae. The record is from the annotation of a GenBank genome assembly.